AUGUCUGAGGAACAGCCUGUCAAGAAGAUGCGCAUGGAAGGCUCAAAGGUCAUCGGCACCCAUAAUGGUACAUUCCAUUGCGACGAAGCUCUUGCUGUGUACCUGCUCAAGCACACCAAAGCCUACGAGAACGCAGGUCUCAAGCGCACUCGGGACCCCGCCAUUCUCGACAGCUGUGACAUAGUUGUGGAUGUCGGCGGGAAGUACGAUGAAGCUGCCCAACGGUUCGAUCACCAUCAGCGCGGAUUCACCGAGAUUUUCGGACAUGGGUUCGAGACGAAGCUGUCGUCGGCUGGACUGGUGUACAAGCAUUUUGGGAAAGAGAUCAUCUCUAACUGGCUUCAGCUGCCCCUCGAUGACCCCAAGAUCGAGACUCUUUGGCUCAAACUCUACAGAGAGUUCAUUGAGGCCAUCGACGCCAUCGACAACGGUGUCAACCAGUACCCCACAGACUUGCAGCCCAAGUACCGGAUCCGCACCGACGUCUCCGCUCGUGUGGGUCACUUCAAUCCAGCAUGGAACGAGUCGGUGGAUUCGCAGACAGUGGACGCCAAAUUCCAGCUGGCCUCGAACCUCGUCGGUGGGGAGUUCUUCCAACGUCUGGACUACUAUGCCAAAGCUUGGCUCCCGGCUCGCGACCUCGUCAUCGCGGGGCUGAACGCACGCAAGGCCGUCGACCCGAGCGGCCGCACCAUCCUCUUUGAGCAAUUUGCGCCUUGGAAGGAGCAUCUCUUCGAGCUCGAGGCAGGCCUGCAGAUUCCGGACGACGAGAAACCAGUUUAUGUUCUCUAUCCUGACGAAACUGCCAACAACUGGCGCAUUCAAGCGGUCCCCGUUGCACCCGAGAGCUUCGAGAGCAGGAAGGCCCUUCCUGAGAAGUGGCGCGGAGUCAGAGACGAUGAGCUGUCUAAGAUGUCUGGCGUCGAUGGCUGCAUUUUUGUGCACGCCAGCGGAUUCAUCGGCGGCAAUAACACCAAGGAUGGCGUGCUCAAGAUGGCCAAUCUCGCGCUGACGAUGUGA
This is a messenger RNA of Epithele typhae, 1020 nucleotides long. RefSeq names its product GAMM1 protein. The transcript is spliced from 7 exons. Gene Ontology annotation, cellular component: cytoplasm; nucleus. The record is from RefSeq and is a predicted model, not a curated record. Lineage: Eukaryota; Fungi; Basidiomycota; Agaricomycetes; Polyporales; Epitheliaceae. Bases 1 to 1020 code for a protein of 339 amino acids.